Molecule: messenger RNA, 2225 nt
Organism: Hemiscyllium ocellatum (epaulette shark)
Lineage: Eukaryota; Metazoa; Chordata; Chondrichthyes; Orectolobiformes; Hemiscylliidae
Gene: hapstr1a
Product: HUWE1 associated protein modifying stress responses a
Exons: 4
Coding region: 573-1418 (281 amino acids)
Source: RefSeq, a predicted model, not a curated record
GGGCGGGCGGUGGAGCAGGAGGGCAGGGCUGUGCGCGCACAUUCUCUCUCUCUCUCUCUCCCCCCUUCUGUGUGUGCACACGGGCGGUGCGUUCAUCUUCCCCACACCAACCCCAGCGUCCCUCCUCUAAACGCAGCCACCUCCCCGCCCUACCUCCCUCCCUUCAGUUUAAUAACGUCAGCGAAAAGUACAAGCGGGGCGAUUGUUGACGGCGCGGACAAGGUUUUUUAAUGUGGCUCCGUGUGUCCAUGUGAGGAGGAGGAGGAGGAGGAGGUGGUGGGGAGGGGGGAGGAAUUUGUUAUUUUUUUUGGGGAAAGAAAAGCCAAAAAAAAUCAAGGGAUUAAAAGAAAGAAAAUCAAACCCACCUUCUCCCCUCCCCCCCCAUUCCCAAACCCCUCUCUCCUCCCCCUUUUUAAAACCCCCAAGAAGUGAGGGAGGGAAGGUGGAAGAGGAGGAAAAAAAAGAGGAUAUCCAAUGAUAUAACAACAAGACAGGCUCAGCGCAACAACCAUCUCUCUGUCUGUCUGUCUCUUCCUCCACCCCCCCCCUCCACCCCUCCAAUAAAUAUUUAUAUGAAAAAGAUAGUGGAUGAUCGAUUUAUCAUGGAGGAUAAGAAAGAUGAGCACGAGUCAGAGAUACAGGAACAUUGCCCCGAACACUGGUUUUCCAAAUGGGAGAGGCAGUGCCUGGCGGAGAGCGAGCAAGAGGAGCAGACCCAGGAGGAGAGGGCGUCGCUAGAGGAAGAGCAGACCCAGCAAAAACUUUGGCAUUUAUUUCAAAAUUCGGCCACCGCCGUCGCCCAGUUAUACAAAGAUCGAGUCUGUCAACAACAAGGGCUGUCACUCUGGGUCCCCUUUCAAAAUGCCGCUUCGGCUGUCACCAAUGUGUAUAAAGAAAGUAUUGAAGCUCAUCGCCGAAGCUAUGACUUAGGAAUUCAGCUCGGUUAUCAACGGCGUAAUAAGGAUGUGUUAGCUUGGGUAAAAAAGCGGAGACGAACUAUUCGACGAGAAGAUUUGAUCAGCUUUUUGUGUGGAAAAGCUCCACCACCACGCAACACCAGAGCACCCCCUAGACUGACAGUAGUAACCUCACCCACUAGAACACCCACAACAGAAACUAGUUCAUCUGUAGAGACUGACUUGCAGCCUUUUCGUGAAGCCAUUGCACUGCAUGGUCUUAGUGGAGCAAUGGCUAGUAUAAGUGUGCGCUCAAGUACUCCAGGGUCUCCCACUCAUGUGAGUGGUAGCUCCAACACUUCCCGCAGGAGAAAUGGACUCCAUGAUGUGGAUUUGAACACUUUCAUAUCAGAAGAAAUGGCACUCCAUUUGGACAAUGGUGGCACAAGGAAGCGUACCUCAGCCCAGUGUACUGAUGUCAUCACAGACUCCCCAACGCACAAGCGCAAUCGAAUGCUUUGAACUUUUAUGAUUGCUGUGCUACUUGAAAGCCACUUGAUACUCGACACUUUCUUGAAUGGAAAUGGAGGGCCAUCAUAACUUGUUUGAUUUGUGAAAGUACAAGUGAAUUCAAUAAUGAUUGCCGUAAAGGAAGUUCUAACUAAUGCAGUAGAUGCCUCUUGUAAUUAUGGCUUUUCCAAUACUGGUCUUGUGACAGAGGACAUCCAAUCAUUUGUGUGCUAGUUAGCAAGAUCAUCAUAGGUGAACACAUUAGAUUCCAAGCUAAAGUGACCUUAACUUGUUUCCUUUUAAAGGGGAGGGUAACAUUGGAUGUUAAUUUGGUUAAACCUGUUAAUUGCCCGUUUUAUUUCCUUGUGUUGACUGUCUGCUUCAACAGUAUUGCCAGUAUAUCACUGAUAGUCUGUUAAAAUGGCAUCUUCCGUCAAAUCUGCAGACUUCCAUUUUACAGCACUGUACUAAGACACUACUGGUUUUUGUAUAGUGCAAGCGUAUAAGUUGUAUCAAUAUUGGACUAUUUUUAGUUAAACUCAAGCAGCUGCUAAUUCUGUGGAUUGUGGAAAUGGUGCUAUGAUGGUCAUGCAAUUAAUACUAAAUAUCAAAUCAACAUAAAAGAUCUUUAUUGGAUUCACUUCUUGUGUUUUAAGUGUUGCAAAAAUUACAACAAUAAUAUUGACUUUCCCAUAAAAAUUCUAAAAACUUAUGUUUAAAUAUAUAAAUAUAUAUAAAUAUAUGUAAUGUAUAUACUAAGCAUUUGGAUGCUGGUAUAGUACUCGUGCUACAUAAUGUAAAUAAAAUGUGCACACCAAA